CCCUGAGUCAAUUUCGGCAGUAGGCAGCAAACCUCGUGCUCGUGGCCACUCGUAGGUCUGCCUUGUAUUUUCGUAAUCUGUAGAUAGUACAUAGCUAAAAGAGUAGCUUUGUUAAAAAAUAAGCUAUGUGUUUGUGAUUAAUGUAUAAAAGGCGAGGUUUUCUCAUAAUAUCCUACAGUAGUUGAAAAUCUUUAGAACUACGUAAGAUAGUGCAGAAAAGUGUAAUACUGAUUUCGCUGGUGUAGUAUAAAGAAAAUAUUAGGUAUAGUAUUCGCCCUUUCUCGCCAUAAAAGAUGGCACCUUCGUGUUUCGAGGUGAUCCUAGUCGGUCUCUUUCUUCUGAUACCUGUAUUAUAUGAAGUGAGCAGGACCUUUCGUUAUUAUCUGAAGUUUUUUCUCUAUUAUGGAAUUGCAAUGCUGAAUUCAUUAAUCCUCCUCCCGAUUGUGAUCUUUCGACCGAAGAACGUGAAAAACUAUUUAUUAGGAUCGGCUGUGUUUUCUAUUUGUACUCACCUUAUUGGACUACGUUGGGAAUUAAGGGGGACAGAACAUUUAGAAAAAGAAAGGGCAUGUAUAAUAGUAUCAAAUCAUCAAAGUUCUUUAGAUAUAUUGGGAAUGUACCAAGUAUGGCCAAUAAUGCAAAAGUGCACAGUUAUAGCAAAAAAACAGAUUUUUUAUGCAUGGCCAUUUGGUUUAGUUGCUUGGCUUUGUGGAUUGAUAUUUAUAGAUAAAAUGCAGUCAGAUAAAGCCCGUUCAAUUUUGAACAGUGCCGCAGUCUAUCUCAAGGAAGACAAGAUUAAGUUAUGGAUAUUUCCUGAGGGCACUAGGCGUAACACUGGACAAAUUCAUUCAUUUAAAAAAGGUGCCUUUCAUGUUGCAAUCAAUGCUCAGUUACCUAUAUUACCAGUUGUAUUUUCUUCUUAUUAUUUUCUAUCUUCUAAAGAAAAAAGAUUCGAUGCCGGUCGAGUUAUUAUAACAACAUUACCACCAAUAUCUACAGAAGGAUUAACUUCAGCUGAUGUUGAAGAUUUAAUAGAAAAGACACGAAAUGCAAUGAUGGAAGUUUUUCAUGCCACUAGUCAUGAAGUGCAAUCAAAUAUUUCUUCCUAGAGUACAGUAAUUAUUUCAUGGAUUUCAUCAAGAAUUUAUUGCACAUAGCAAAUGUGCGCUACAGUUAAACAGGGGACAGAUAAUAUUAAUUAUUAAUUUCAAUUCAUAUUUUACUUCCCUGUUUUAAAUUUCUUUACAAAUCCUAGAUUUUAAUUCUAAUCGUAUAUAUAUAUAUUUCAUUUAUACAUUUAUAUUUACAAUAAUUUUAUAUUAUUAACUGUUUUAUUUUUGAUGAAUCACCUAACCAUUUAUAUAAUGGUCUUUGAUAUAAUAAAUACAUGUAAAUCGUAAUGCAUUCUUAAACAAGAUUUUAUACAUGUAUAAAACAGGUGUUAAUUUCUUUUACUUGAAAAAAAUAACAGAACAGUUUCUAUAGAGAUGGAAAUGUUUGGGUGGAAAAUAUAAUUUUAAUUUUGUAAAUGAUCCGGAUAGUUCAACUAGAUAGAGAAGUUAUUUACAAAAUGAAAAAAAACUAAAUUAAAAUUUUACGUGCGUUUUAUAAAAUUAUAUGAAAUAUAUUUUAUUCAUAAAAUUUUAUAAAAAUUUUUAAGUAUCUAUUUCAUAUUUUCAUUCAUUCAUGUGCAAUGCUGCAAGCGAUUCAAUGUGCGCGUGUGUGUGAAUAAGUAAAAUUAUUUAUUUAUACUUCUAUAUCCUUUUUAAAUAAAAUUUUGUAAAACACUGUUUUGUUCAUUAUAAAAACAGAUGAUAGUCAUGAAAGCACACAAUAUCACAAAUAUGACACUGGACAAGCGUUUCCUGUUAGUAUGGUAAAAAUAUUCAUGCUAUGUGAUAUUAUUUUUAUUUGUAAUUAAAUAUACUCAUGAAUGUUAGUUAACACUGAUAAAGAAAUUCGAACUAUUAAUGUUAGCUGUAUAACUUUCUCUUAAAAUUACUAUGUAUUCCUAUAAUUUAUAAGUAAUUAAAUCUAAUGUUCCAAUAUUACAUAACAUGAAUUUUUUAACAUUAGUUAUAUUGAAUUCUUGUAAUUUUAGAUUGGAAAUAUUACAUAAUAAUCUUGUUUAUAAGCUUGUGACCUUUUAUUGUUAGAAAUAUAAAUGUAUAAAAGAUAACAAGAAUAUUAUUUCAAAAUAUAAAUAAAUAAAGGGCU
This is a messenger RNA of Bombus terrestris (buff-tailed bumblebee), 2217 nucleotides long. RefSeq names its product 1-acyl-sn-glycerol-3-phosphate acyltransferase alpha (gene Agpat1). Bases 294 to 1109 code for a protein of 271 amino acids. The record is from RefSeq and is a predicted model, not a curated record. Gene Ontology annotation, molecular function: 1-acylglycerol-3-phosphate O-acyltransferase activity. Gene Ontology annotation, biological process: phosphatidic acid biosynthetic process. The transcript has 5 exons. Gene Ontology annotation, cellular component: endoplasmic reticulum; membrane. Lineage: Eukaryota; Metazoa; Arthropoda; Insecta; Hymenoptera; Apidae.